GUGGGCUGAGAGCCAACGAAUCCCCCGCCAGUGCUUGACUACCAAAACAAAACCGCCCCUCUUAGUCCUCAUUGUUGCUGUUCUUUUUUUGCUCCUCCCACCUAAACUCUUGCAGAAAUAAUUAGACUAUCUUGCUUGUGGACUCUUUUGAACGCUACAAUCCACCAACACAAUGCCUGACCACGACGAAGAUCUCGUUGCCUCCAAGACCGAGGGUUUCAAGGUUGGAGAGAAGAAGUCAAUCAACGAGUAUGCUGAGCUCGAUAAGAAUGACGAAUCCCUAAACCGCUGGAAGGCCUCCCUGGGUCUCAACACCGGCACCCCAAUCGGAGAUCCCAGCGAUCCCAGAAAAUGCAUCAUCAAGUCUCUGGCCCUGGAGGUGGACGGUCGUCCUGAUGUAGUCAUCGACCUUUCCGCCUCCGAUGCGCUCACGACUCUUAAGGACAAACCAUUCACCAUCAAGGAGGGUGCCACGUACUGCGUCAAGGUCAACUUCCAAGUGCACCACGAAGUCCUGAGCGGUCUGAAGUAUCUGCAGGUCGUGAAGAGGAAGGGUCUCAGGGUCAGCAAGGAUGAGGAAAUGCUGGGCAGCUAUGCCCCCAACACUACGGAUAAGCCCAUGUACGAGAAGAAAUUCAAUGCCGAAGAGGCCCCGUCCGGUAUAAUCGCUCGUGGUCACUACAACGCAGUCUCUAAAUUCAUUGACGAUGACGACCACACUCAUCUGCAGUUCGAGUGGUCGUUUGAUAUCGCAAAGGAUUGGUAAAUCUGACGGUUCCCGGAUGAACUACGACUCUGUCAUGACCAGCAUUCUUUGAAAAUUUGCAAGCGUUGUUGUACGGAACUGCAUUCUUGGAAUUUUUGACCUUCUUUCAGAGCUACACGUCCAUAUGACAAAAUGUUGAUUGUCGUAUAUAGGUCCUAAGAACUGGAUCCUACCCUAUAACUAUUUCGAAAAUCAGAGAAAAAAUAAAUAUACUGCAUAGAUAUACAUU
Messenger RNA from Aspergillus alliaceus, 995 nucleotides. Its product is annotated as rho GDP-dissociation inhibitor. NCBI's taxonomy places the organism in Eukaryota, Fungi, Ascomycota, Eurotiomycetes, Eurotiales, Aspergillaceae. The record is from RefSeq and is a predicted model, not a curated record. The coding region runs from base 173 to 766 and encodes 197 amino acids. Gene Ontology annotation, biological process: Rho protein signal transduction. Gene Ontology annotation, molecular function: Rho GDP-dissociation inhibitor activity; protein binding. The transcript is spliced from 4 exons. Gene Ontology annotation, cellular component: cytosol; cytoplasm; membrane.